AUGAAGGAAGAUGUGGAUGGUGUGACUCCAUGCCUUAGAAGAGGUGAUACAACAAGCGAUGACGUCAGAGGGAUCGAUGGUGAUGAUCGGCGAAACAAGUUCCAACAUGGCACCAAGGGAGACAGCUGCGCCAUUCAAGGCGUAGAUCCUUUGGGCAACGCCGAGGAAGGUGGAAACACCCUUGGCGACACCCACAUAAGAGGACUCGAUGGCGCCAGCGACACGGGCAGUGCUGACUAUGUGGGCGUCGAUGGAAUGGGCGAUGUCAAAAGUGGUUGGAGCAUGGGAGAUGCUAGAGCUAGACGUGGCGACGUUGGGAAGGACAUGGGCACAAGAAAGGGUGAAACUUUGGGCAUGGGUGGCGACACUAAAGUUGGGGAAAGAGGUGGCAGUGUUAGUGAUGAGUUGGGCAUCACCAAUGGUGUGCUAGGUGGCUUCAGUAGUAUAGGUGACCCUAGUGACGAGUUGGGCUCUAGUCAUCGGGGUAGGCUGAGCGCUAGGAUAGGAGGUCCACGUCCGGGACCUCCUAUCCUUGUUCAUGAAUUUUUGUUAAUCCCGAAGCUCCAUGACCUAUUAUUGGCUUUUGCCUUGUUAGGUGCCUGA
This is a messenger RNA of Ilex paraguariensis (yerba mate), 603 nucleotides long. The record is from the annotation of a GenBank genome assembly. Lineage: Eukaryota; Viridiplantae; Streptophyta; Magnoliopsida; Aquifoliales; Aquifoliaceae.